AUGACAGAGGUCAAGAGCGAUGCUGUCGCGGCGCCGGUGCCAUCGCAGGUUGGUAAUGUGUCCGAGCCAGAGCUCAGCGGUGAUUCUAGCGCAACGGAAGAUAGCCCCAAAGUUCGCGGCAAGCUUCAAGUGUGCUUGAUUCUAGCUGCCCUUUACCUCGGUCUUUUCCUCUCCGCCCUGGACACCACCAUCAUCGCCCAGUCCAUCCCGACCAUCUGCGCCGACCUGCAAUCUGCUGAGGGCUAUGUCUGGAUCGGUGGUGCAUUUCUGCUCGCCAAUGCCGCGACGGGCCCUGUCUGGGCCAAACUCAGCGACAUUUGGGGCCGCAAGCUCAUCUAUCUGAUUGGCAUCACGCUGCUCGCCGUCUCCAGUAUUGUCGCCGCGCUGAGCGUGAAUAUGGCCAUGCUGAUUGCCGGAAGAGCACUGCAGGGUGUAGCGAGUGGCUGUUUAAUACAGCUGUGUAUGAUUAUCAUCUCAGACAUGUUUAGCGUGCGCGAGCGGUCGCUGUAUAUGGGCUACACAGGCUUUGUCUGGGCCAUUGCUGGAUCGGCGGGCCCUUUGGUCGGUGGUGCCUUUACGCAGGCGGUUACGUGGCGAUGGUGCUUCUGGAUUAACCUCCCCAUUUGCGGCCUCACGUUUCUGCUCUCGAUUGUCUACUUGGAUGUCAAUAACCCACGGACGAAGCUUGCGGAUGGGCUGCGGGCAAUUGACUGGCUGGGAAGUCUGUCCAUCUUGGCCAUCACGACCUUGAUUCUGUUGGGACUUACGCUGGGCGGCGCCGUGUACCCUUGGGGCAGUGCCACGGUUAUUUGCUUGAUUGUCUUUGGAUUCUUGUUGAUCCCCUUUUUCUUGUACAAUGAGCAGCGUCUGGCCAAGUACCCGCUGAUGCCGCUUGGCGUUUUCAAGAACCUGUCCAACAAUGCCGUCUUUACUGUCGUCUUCACGCAUGGCAUGGUCUUGAUUGGCAUUGAGUACUACAUGCCUCUGUAUUUUCAGAGCGUGCAGCAAGCCUCUCCUAUCCGCAGUGGUCUGUUGCUGCUGCCGCUGAUUGUGGUUCAGGCUAUUAUUGAGAUCAUUUCUGGUUAUGCCAUCAACCAUACUGGCAACUACCGGGCGUUUAUCUGGAGUGGUUGCUUUCUCAUGGUCCUCGGCACGGGUCUGUACAUCAUCUUUGGUGCCGACACCACGAUUGGCGUCAUUGUUGGCCUGCAGAUUAUCGGUGCCUUUGGACCAGCUCUUCUUUUCCAGGCGCCCGUGGUUGCGAUUCAAAACACGGUCAGCCAGGCAGACACUGCCGCUGCUUCGGGGGCUCUCUUCUUCCUCCGCAGUGUAGCUAUGUCGCUGUCAGUGGUACUAGGCGGUGUCGUCUUUCAAAACAGCAUGACAUCGAGACACUCGGCUCUCGCUGCUGCUGGUCUCAGCCAACCCGUGCUGGAUGCAUUGUCUGGCAGCGAUGCUGCGGCCAAUGUUGGCAUCCCACAGACACUGGAUGAUCCUGCACAGCGCCAUGCGGUUUUGGAGGCAUUUGCAUUUAGCAUGCGCAACAUCUUUAUACUCUACACGGCAUUGGCCGCUGUCGGUGCCGUCGCUAGCUUGUUCAUCAAGCACAAGGAUCUGAGCACCGAGCAUACAGAGACCAAGACGGGCAUUGAGAACAUGACAAAAUCAAACCGCGGGGCUGAAUAGACAUGGACUGCCAGUGAGGAAAAUACAAUAGUUCUUCUAAAGAGAAACAUGCAUAACAAUAAUGCACUCGUCAGGCAAAUAACUUAGCAGUGGGCUGUCUGUAGCUGGUUCUUGGUUCUCAACUUUAAUUCGCGAAAUUUCGGCUUUCAUUACGUUUCAUCCGAACUCGUCUCCUAGCGGUUUGGUUGUUACUGGCGAGGCCAUCAUAACAGUCGCUGCUCCUGCAGCUAAAGCAGCCACAACAUGACAAAACAUACCGUCAGAGAUGCAAGUAGACAAUUUUCUGAUUUUCUGUAAAUUAGAGGGCGGAUGUGGACCUUUUAUUAUUUCAGUCGUAGUUUGCGAGUGACUUGCGACUCUUGAUUCAGCUAUACACAGGCCACACAGGCAAGCGUCGUACUCGUUGGAUAAGCUGAGGCAACACCCCGCCCAGAUCUUUCUAAUAUAUAGAUCAAGUCUCAGACUCUAUACGCACGUAUUUCUAUUUCUAUUUUGAAUAUUCUGUUGUUGGUUAGAAUCCGUAUUGCCUACCGCACGGGAUGGGUAGACCAGCGCUGUCAAGAGAGACUCGGGCAAUUGCAUGUUGGAUGGUAUAUUUACUUCCUUACUACAAAUUGCAUUGGCAUAUGUUGCAGACAGAGAGAACCAUCAUGUCUCCCUUGCUAGACACAUCGCUUACAGGGCCAAGGCGGCAGCAACAGCCGCAGCACCGGCCAAGACAGCCUGCUGCGUCACAGCGGGCGCCGCGUUGUGGGAGGACGAAGGAGAGGCAGAUGCGCCGGUGGGCUUGCUCACCAAGCUAGAAGCAGUAGCCGCAGCAGCUACCUUCUCAAGACCAGCAGUAACUGUGACGGGUGAAAAGCUCUGCAGGAGGCCAUGCGUGGCGACAAUUCUCAAGCCACCAGGACUGCCGUUGAGGCCAGGGGGCACUCUGGUGGUGCAGGAACCGUUGUCGCUGGUCAAGUCCCACUUGCAGUUUGCAGUCAGGGUAAGA
This is a messenger RNA of [Torrubiella] hemipterigena, 2680 nucleotides long. The record is from the annotation of a GenBank genome assembly. NCBI's taxonomy places the organism in Eukaryota, Fungi, Ascomycota, Sordariomycetes, Hypocreales, Clavicipitaceae.